ACACUUGAUCAGUGACAUGACAUACGCUGGCGGAGCACUUUGCUGCGAUUCGAUUUCGAUUUUGUUGCCUUAUCAAUCAGCGCAAAUUCGUUAAAUGCCAAAAAAAAAUCAACGUACUCAGUGCAUGUUCGCCUCAGUGUCGCUGCAGACGUGGUGCAGUUCGUUUCCGACGCAGUGCCGCCAAAACUGUCCGUUCUUGAAUCUAAACCUACUAACUAAAGUGCAAGUACUUUGAUUAUAUCAAAGAGAGUCACAAAUCGCAAGCCGGCAGCCGGGAACGGUAAAGGUAACGGGAACGGGAACGAGAACGGAAACGAGAUCGGUAACGGUAACGGGUUACCAAGCGAUCGAUCAGGCAACAGCGAGUGCAAGUGUAAUCGUUGCAGUUGCCGCAGUCGUUGACACCCACCGCCCACCUCCACCGUCCUCGACAUCAACAACCACAUUGACGUGACGUAAAUGAACGAACCCGGCGACAUACCAUUGACACACACAGGCACACCGGACAGCAGGCCUCCCUGCAGCAUUAUCUCAAUCAUACCAAACAUAGGGAUGUCAUCAUGCCGUGGACGUGCCGAGGCAUUUGCGCGAAGUUUGUCCUCCAAGCUGCGCACCCUGGGAACCCAGGCCAACGAGGAGGGCGCCAAUGCAGAGGAUGAGCCGAUUAUAAACGGCACAAAUACCAACACUUGGGUGAAUGCACACGAGUCCGAACAGACUGUCACAGAUUUGCAACCGCUACGCCAUGAGUCGGACUCAUUUUUCGACUUUGACUGCGAGCUGGAAUCACCGGGCAGUCCGGCGGAGGAGUGCGAGUACCUGCGUCUCAUAGAAACCGCCUCGAAUACACCACACAACUCCACGGCCGAGUCGGGCUAUGCCUGCGCCUCGGCGGCGAGCAGUCACAGCAGCACCGACGGUCCCUACUUUGAUGCCGCCGCCGGGAGCAGCAGCAGCACCAGCAACGUUCCAGAUGAGAUUCUGGUCACCGCACAGCCGCAGACGCAUCGUGGCAAGUUGUCGCCAGUGGAACUGAAGGCGUCUUCGAAUGUGUUGCAAUUGAAUGGAAAUCACGAGUUCCUCACGAACGGUGAGCAGGUGCAAAAGGAACAGGAGCAGGAACAGGUGCAGGUGCAGCAGGAGUUUGAAGUUAAGCAAAAGGAAAAGGACUGCGAGAAUGAGACGCUUCUGCAGGAGCAAAUACUCAGCGAGCUGCAACAGCACAGCGACAGCUUGAAGAGCACAGGUGAGGAGCAGAUGGAGCAGCUGCCAGCUGAGGAGCCAGCCAUGGUUAAUGGACACAUGGAUCAAGCGGAAGAGCAGCUGCUACAGCUUGAGGAUGACGCAAUAGAGAUUGCAUCUAAGCUAGCACAGGAAAAGGAGGAAAAGAAGGAGGAACAGGAGGAACAGCAACCACAAGAGAACGGAACAGAUGAGGUGGACAAAUGCACUGAGAGCCAUCUAAUGGUAAAUGUAAAUGUAGCACAACAGGAGCAGGCCAAACAGGAUGUUGCGGAGGCGGUGAGCAGCCAGGAGAAAACCAGUCACAGUCAUGGCAUGGACACAACUGACGACGAGGACGACUGUCGACCACAGCGUGUGCGACGCUGUUCCUCACUGAAAACGGGCAAAACUCCACCUGGCACGCCAGGAAGAAAGAAGAUUGUGCGAUUUGCCGAUGUGCUGGGAUUGGAUUUGGCCGAUAUAAAGACCUUUCUGGAUGAGAUACCAACCAUACCGAAGUCAGCGUUCGAGGAUCUUGAAAUACUCGAGUCCGAGCCACCGAUGCUGCUUGGCCCGAAGUCAGACAAGCUGUUGAUGCCGCUGUUCCAACAGCCGGGCGGACUGGCCACAUUCCUCGAUGCGGUGCGCGAGAAGCAGGUAUCGCUGGAGAAUGCCGCUGUCACCGAUAGCAUCAAUCAGACCAUUUCCGGUUCGGUGCGAGUGCGUAAUCUGGACUUUCAUAAAUCGGUGCAUGUGCGCUACUCGCUGGACGGUUGGCGCAGCUAUGCGGAUCUGCAGGCCAACUAUGUGGAGAACUCCUGCGAUGGCUUCUCCGAUAAGUUCACAUUUGUACUAUUCGGCAACUCGCUGCAUGUGGGUCAACGUCUGGAGUUUGCCGUACGCUUUCAAUGCAAGGGUCAACAAUUUUGGGAUAACAAUUAUGGCGCCAACUACUGCUUCCAAUGCUUGCCCACCUCGAAUCACACGGCAUCGCCGGCGUCUGUGGUGACUGGCGCCGUGCCGGCUCACCAUGCCAGCAGCUUGGUCGGCCUGCUAAGCCCCACAGCGGGCGAUGCCUGGUGCAGUUCGUUCUACUAAUCCCAAUCCAAUUAGUAGCUAUUCAUGUGGCGGUUGGCACUCCGAGGAGACAGUAGACGGCGCGGACGCGGGACGUUGGGUCGUUGGUUGCCACACACAAUAUGCCGUCAAUGCUAUGGACCUGGUAUCAUCAGCUUUGACGGUGUGUGCUGUGGCAUCUGCCAUAACCAGAGUACAGUGAUCACAAAGAUCAGGGAUCACAGAUCGGUGAAGUGCACCCCAUAAUCCUUGUAUGUACGAGUAUGUAAGGCAUAAUGUUUAUAUUUUUAUAGAGCAAAAUAAAGUGAAACUGGAAGGGUAGCAGGUGUAGCAGGAACAAAGCAACCAGGCAAAUCAAAUUACAUUAGUAAAAUACAUGAGUUUAAACAUAAAUUGUU
Molecule: messenger RNA, 2699 nt
Organism: Drosophila innubila
Lineage: Eukaryota; Metazoa; Arthropoda; Insecta; Diptera; Drosophilidae
Gene: Gbs-76A
Product: glycogen-binding subunit 76A
Exons: 3
Coding region: 460-2322 (620 amino acids)
Biological process (GO): regulation of glycogen biosynthetic process
Cellular component (GO): protein phosphatase type 1 complex
Molecular function (GO): protein phosphatase 1 binding; glycogen binding
Source: RefSeq, a predicted model, not a curated record